This is a messenger RNA of Pyrus x bretschneideri (Chinese white pear), 1922 nucleotides long. Its product is annotated as heat shock factor protein HSF30-like. Gene Ontology annotation, molecular function: DNA-binding transcription factor activity; RNA polymerase II cis-regulatory region sequence-specific DNA binding. Gene Ontology annotation, biological process: regulation of transcription by RNA polymerase II. The record is from RefSeq and is a predicted model, not a curated record. Gene Ontology annotation, cellular component: nucleus. The transcript is spliced from 2 exons. NCBI's taxonomy places the organism in Eukaryota, Viridiplantae, Streptophyta, Magnoliopsida, Rosales, Rosaceae. The coding region runs from base 219 to 1319 and encodes 366 amino acids.
ACAUCACAAAGAAAGUACACUCCAAAAUAUCUUUGGGAUUCGGAGAGGAUCCUUUCUCUCAGAAAGCUCUCAAAUUUCACUACAAAACUCGAAUUCGGCAACCCAAAUUCCAGAAAUCGCAUCAAAUCCGAAAACCCAAUUCUCAAAAUCCUCUUCCAAAAGUAAAAAUCCUGUCUUUUGGUACUGAGGUUACUAAUAAUUUGUGGGAACCGUUAACCAUGGAUGGAGUGGUGGUGAAGGAGGAGGAGACAAGCUUCCCGCCGCAGCCAGUGGAGGGGCUGCACGAGGUGGGUCCGCCGCCGUUUCUCACUAAGACGUUUGAAAUGGUGGAGGAUCCUUCCACGGACGCCAUUGUUUCCUGGACCAGAGCUCGCAACAGCUUCGUUGUGUGGGACUCUCACAAGUUCUCCACCACUCUCCUUACUCGCUACUUCAAGCACAGUAACUUCUCCAGCUUCAUUCGUCAACUCAAUACUUACGGUUUCAGAAAGGUUGAUUCGGACCGAUGGGAAUUCGCCAACAAAGGGUUUCUAGGAGGGCAGAGGCAUUUGCUGAAGACCAUCAAGAGGAGGAGACAUGUCUCACAGAGUAUGCAACAAGAAGGUGGAGGAGGAGAUUGUGUUAAAUUGGGGCAGUACGGAGUAGAAACCGAGCUUGAAAGACUGAAAAGAGACCGAAACGUUUUGAUGACGGAGCUUGUGAAGUUGAGGCAGCAGCAACAUAAUUCAAGGGAGCAAGUCAUGGUAAUGGAAGGCCGGUUGCUGGCCACGGAGAAAAAACAGCAGCAGAUGACCAAUUUCCUUGCCCAAGCACUCAAUAGUCCAUCUUUUCUCCAGCACCUUGCUGAGAAGAAUGCUAAGAAUAGAAAGUUGCACGGUAUUGAAAUUGGUCGAAAACGCAGACUGGCUGCUAGUCCCAGUCUUGAGAAUCUGCAAGAAGCGCCUGUAAUCGAUGUCGAAGACUACUCGGCAAACCAGGAUCAGGGAGAGUUGGCAAAUAUGGAGCCGGAUAUUGAGAACUUUCUCUCAACUGCUGCAUUGGACAACAAAGCGAGCAGUGGUAUCAAGGACCCUAAUCCGAGUUUAGUAUCCACAAGUACUACUGGAGGCCACUUGGAUUCUGUUAGUGAGACUAUAUGGGAGGAGCUGUGGAGUGAUGACCUCAUUGGUGGCAACCCGGAGGAGGAAGCUGUCGUGGUGGGCGAUGAAUCAGAAAUCGACGUUGAGGUGGAUGAUUUGGUUGCAGAGCCGGCUGAUUGGGGUAAGGACUUGCAAGAGCUUCUUGAUGAAAUGGGUUAUCAGACCCAACCCAAGCCGUGACGACGAUAACGAAAGUGUCUGAUGAUGAUGAAGUGCAACGUGUGCUAGUUGUCCCCUACAACUCCGUUCCUAUAUCUAUAUAUUGGUAUAUUGAUUCAAGAACUUGGCUUUCAUUUACUAAUUGGUAUGUAUGUUUGUUGAUUUGCUGUAAGCGAUAAAUAAUGCAACGAUCGGUGACGUGCAGAAGGGAAUGGUGAAUGUUGCAGAGGGCCCAACACGAAUGCUGCUGUUUCUUUGUAUCCUUUGAAUGAUUUUGCUUAAUUUGAAUGAUUGCUGCUUCCUGCUUGUACUUUUUGAAUGUGUGUUUCUUUGUAUCCAAUGGUCUUGAUUUUCUGUUUCUUCUUUCCUGCAUUGCAGGCGGAGGAGUCAUCGGAGACUGGUGAAGGGUUUCGAUCCUUGAAGCUUAUGCUUUAAUUUGAUGUAGCUUUAGAUCGAUGUAGCCUGUGUAGAUAGCAGUUAGCAGUUAUCAACUUAAUUUUGUUGAUGGAUGAUUAGCGUUAAUUUGUUUCCUUUUAAUUUUGUUGUUUAGUCUAAUGUAAUGCUUUGUUUUUCUAUAUGAACUAGUAUUUAUGAAAUUAUGAAGAACUGUGUUUUCACUGAUUA